GUGUUCUUCGUCUCUACAACUCUUCUUCUACCAAAAUACAUACACUUUCUCUCUCUAAAAACUUCUCAUUACUCACAAAUCACUAUACGAAAAGGCUGUUUUAGAGAGAGAAAAUGUCUUACUCAAAAAUGAUCGUAGUCGCUUUCAUGUUCGCUUUGGUCACAGGAUCUGCUUUUGCUCAAGCUCCGGGAGCAUCUCCGGUAGCUUCACCAAAGGCAUCUCCGGUGCCGGUUGCAAGUCCUCCGACUGCUGUUGUUACACCAGUAUCUGCUCCUUCAGUAUCUCCUACUGCUAGUUCACCUACUGUUUCUCCAGUUUCAUCGCCACCAGCUCCACCAACCGUUGACACUCCGGCGUCUUCUCCUUCCGCCGGCGGUGCUAGUCCUCCAUCCAUCGGAGCUACUCCAAACGGUUCUCCAACUGAUUCUCCUAAUUCUGCUUCGUUGAACAGAGUCGCCGUUGCCGGAUCUGCUGUUGUAGCGAUCUUCGCUGCAUCUUUGAUGUUUUAGAUCUGAGGAAAUAUUUGCAUUUGGAUUUGCCGGAGAGAGAUGUUUAUGAUUUUAGGAUUUUAUUUUUAGUUUCAUCUUACUCGUUGAUGUUUAUUAUUCCUUUUGCUUAUUUUUUACUUUUACCCGUGGGUGGUGAUUGAUGACGACGACUGCGUACAUGCUAUUGAUUUGAUUUGAUUUUUACUAUGGUUAUUGUUUAUUAUUGUCACCACUGUCAUUACUAUUAUGGAUUCUUUGUUUAUUUAUGAUGCAUUAUGAUUUUUACUC
Messenger RNA from Solanum dulcamara, 776 nucleotides. RefSeq names its product classical arabinogalactan protein 5. The record is from RefSeq and is a predicted model, not a curated record. Lineage: Eukaryota; Viridiplantae; Streptophyta; Magnoliopsida; Solanales; Solanaceae. The transcript has a single exon. Bases 114 to 509 code for a protein of 131 amino acids.